UAGUCAGCGUCGUGCUGUGCUGCGUUAGAGUUAACUCUUCAUACCGGAAAUUGCGCGCUACCGGAAAGGGGACGCGUUUCCUGUUUUUCUCUCCGAGCGUCCCCGAAAACCGGGGCUCACGUGACGCAGGUUUGUGUGAAGAUGGCCACUCCAGUGAGUGCGCAGUGCUCCAGUAAGACGUGGGAGCUGAGUUUAUACGAGCUUCACCGCACCCCGCAGGAAGCGAUCAUGGAUGGCACUGAGAUAGCGGUCUCUCCACGCAGUCUGCACAGCGAGCUCAUGUGUCCCAUUUGCCUUGACAUGUUAAAGAACACGAUGACCACCAAGGAAUGUCUUCACCGCUUCUGCUCGGACUGCAUCGUCACAGCUCUGCGCAGCGGGAACAAGGAAUGUCCCACAUGUCGGAAGAAGCUGGUCUCUAAACGCUCCCUCCGCCCCGACCCAAACUUUGAUGCUCUGAUCUCCAAAAUCUACCCAAGCAGAGAUGAGUAUGAGGCUCAUCAGGACAGAGUGCUCGCAAAACUGAGCCGUCUACACAACCAACAGGCCCUCAGCAGCAGCAUUGAGGAGGGACUUAAGCUGCAGGCCCAGCACAGGGCACAACGGGUACGAAAACCUCAACACGAAUCGGACAAUACGACAUUCAGUGGCGGGGAGGACAACUGUGACAGCCGAUCGCACGUCAGCAACCCUUCUGUGCACAGCAACCAAGAAGCAGGGCCAAGUCGCAAGAGGCCUCGCGGCUCAGAGGAUUCCGGGGCCGAACCAGACCUUUCCCACGAGGGUGGCGGACGGAGCCCUGACCCUCCAGGGGGAGGAGAAACCGGGAGUGAGAUUGAGCUGGUGUUCAGGGCACAUCCGCUGCUGGUGGAGAAGGAUGGAUACAGUCAGACCAGGUAUGUGAAGACCACAGCAAACGCUACAGUUGAUCACCUGUCCAAGUACUUGGCUCUGCGCAUUGCCUUGGAGGAGGAGGCUCUCAGGGGAGGCACGGAGGGAGUGAGUCUGGAGGACGUCAGUGAGAAGCAGUACACCAUCUACAUCUGCUCUGGGGGGGCAGGAGGACAGUAUACUACCCUGAACGGUUCAUUAACGCUUGAGCUAGUCAAUGAGAAGUACUGGAAAGUGAGUAAGCCUCUGGAGCUGUAUUACGCUCCAACCAAGGAGCAGAAGUAGAGGAAGGGACCCCAUGGAAGGUGGGGAAGAGACUGGCGUCUUCCACCCCCACCCGGCAUUGCGGUUUGCGGAGUCGUGCCAUUGAAGCAGCGGACGACAGGAAGACUCCCGGAGAGUGCAGCCUGCAGCGGAGCGGAGGUGUUCACCACACCAACAUUGUCUGGCGUUUUGUAUGUGAUCCAGCGUGCCGCUGGUGAAUUGGACUCCGAUGGCGUGAGACACUACAGACUAUUUCUCUUUGUUAUGAUGUGGGUUACAGCAUCAUUGCAAUGCCCCUAACAAGCCCUGGCAAUAAGGAGGGUAUGACUAAAGCAGUAUCUCUAUUACACGGACUUUAUCCCUACAUAACACCCCGUCACGCGGCUGUCCGGCCACUUUUAAGACAGCCGUAAGGAGACAAAGUCUCCGGCAAGUUAGAGCAAUAACCGUCUCCAGCUGCACCCCACGGUCCGGGCAGCAGGAACAGGAGUUCCACAAACACACCUCCCACUUCAUCAUCUCGAUUUCAAUAUCAAUAUUCCGGCUUUGUAUGUGACUUUAACUCCCCCUUUUUCUUACGUGUUCUUAUUUAAACAAAUUAUUCUUUAUUUUCUUUAAAAAAAAAAAAAAAAUAGAAAUAAUUAUCCUAAAGUGGAACCCGGAUUAUUUAUUCCCUCUUUCCUAUUAACAUCAACAUGUUCUUAGUAUCCUUUUUAAUUAUGUAUA
Messenger RNA from Spea bombifrons (plains spadefoot toad), 1881 nucleotides. It is a transcript of the gene RING1, whose product is annotated as ring finger protein 1. The transcript has 7 exons. Gene Ontology annotation, biological process: negative regulation of DNA-templated transcription. Bases 142 to 1176 code for a protein of 344 amino acids. Gene Ontology annotation, molecular function: ubiquitin protein ligase activity; chromatin binding. Gene Ontology annotation, cellular component: PcG protein complex; ubiquitin ligase complex. The record is from RefSeq and is a predicted model, not a curated record. NCBI's taxonomy places the organism in Eukaryota, Metazoa, Chordata, Amphibia, Anura, Pelobatidae.